Striga hermonthica is the source of this 984-nucleotide messenger RNA. NCBI's taxonomy places the organism in Eukaryota, Viridiplantae, Streptophyta, Magnoliopsida, Lamiales, Orobanchaceae. The record is from the annotation of a GenBank genome assembly.
AUGGCUCACUGUUUGCGGAUGGCAACGGUGCCAUCUGUUUCCUGCUUCUCCUCAUCCUCUUUAUCGUCCCCAAAACGGCGUAGUUUCCGCGUAAUCAACUGCUCGAAGUUGCCUCAUGUAAACCCUAGCGACCUUUCUCCAUCUAUGCUCGAUUCUGGUGAUAUGCCCCUCAACCGGCAUAAAAACUCCGAUUAUCGUACAUUUUCCGACGAGUUCUGUCGCCCCCGGGCCAUGACUGCUUAUUACGAUUACGAGGAAACAUCAUAUUCAGAUUCAUACAGCGAGCAGGACUCAGAACAAGAUAAUCCUCCACCAGACCUGGAAUCAAUUAUAUUGGCCGAUAGAGUGAUUUUCCUUGGCAUGCCGUUGGUAUCUGCAGUUACUGAGCUUAUUGUAGCUCAGUUUAUGUAUCUUCAAGAUGAUGAUCCAGAUAAGUCAAUUCAACUUCACAUAAACUCAUCUGGAACUACUCGUGCUGAUGGUGAAGUGGUUGCCCGGGAGCAUGAAGGUUUUGCAAUAUAUGAUACUAUGAUGCAAAUGACGUGUGAGAUACACACAUUUAAUCUUGCUCUUGCUAUGGGCCAUGCAUGCCUCUUUCUCGCUGCAGGAACCAAAGGCAAAAGGUUCAGUUUGCUGAAGACUAGAGCAAUUAUUCAGCAACCUCGUGCUCUGCCAUCCGGUUUAGGUCCUUCCAGUGAUGUUUUGGUUCAUGCAAAAGAGGUGGCAAUAAACAAGGACAACUUCAUUAGACUUUUUGCAUGGCACACUGGAAAUUCGGAAGAGACUGUGGCCAAUACCAUCGCCAAAGGGACGCUUCAUAUGAAUCCAGAUAAAGCUAUAGAGUUCGGUGUCAUUGAUCAGAUAUAUUAUGGAGCUGCAAAGAAAAAGGAAAGGGAAAAUAUCCGUGCCCGUGCCCGUGCCCGUGCUCGUGCCCGUGAGGAGCGUAAAAUGAAGAAGAAUAAGCAAAGGGAGGAGAAAAAUUAG